UCGGUCGGUCGGUCGCCCUCGCGCGUCAGGCACGUCGCAACCCCCAACACCGUAGCACGUCGCAGGUCGCCGGGCUUCCCGACCAUGAGAAGAGGAGCGUCAGGUGCCGUCGCCGCCGGCCGUCAUCACGGGACGUCGUCUCCGCCAGCGUCUAUAUCGCACGCGUCUACAUCGCCGCCUUGGUCGUACCGGAAAUAAAAAAUCGGCGUCCGGGAACCCCCGUCGUCAACCCGUUGUUGUCAAGGACCGAAGCGAGAAAAACCGGGUGGCUGCACGCACCGACGGAUCUCUUCCGGUGUGAUCUCGUGGCCGCAAGAAAAACAAAGAAAAAAAGAGAGAAGGGAAGAGAGCGAGGGGGACAGAGGAGCCGUAUUUCGGCAAUUCUUCAGAGAGACGUACGAAGGAAGGGAGGAAAGGGAACGGGGGUGGUGAUUACACGGCAUGCGGUCUUGAGAGCACGCACGAACAGGUGGCGAGGCGGGAUCCUCUCUCGGUGGAGGACUCGGUGCGGCUGGCGAAAAAGAGGGCGAACCGGGAAGAGUGGCGGUACGGCGCGUGCGACAAAAUACGUGCAGAUGCAGCGGCACGGCUUCUGAUGAAUCUACGACGUCACCGAAAGCGAGAUCGAGAUACGUUUCUCGACGCUUUAACAUCGAGGCAUUAUUUUCUUAUUUCGAACACAAACAAGGUAAUUUGGACAAUCAAUCACCGCUGUGAAGAUUAAAUGUGAGGAAACAACCUUCCCUGGUAACGACUUGCAAUCAUGCUCAGCCCCAAGAUGCAAAAAACUGUGAGGGUAAACGACUCCCAGCUGGUCAUGCUCUCAGAGAAAGCACAUUACGAUCAUUCGCUGGCAGGGUAUUUGUACAAGCGGACAGCUGACUCCACCAAGUGGCAACAACGAUGGUUCGUUCUCUAUCAGAAUCUGCUAUUCUAUUACGAGAACGAGACUUGCUCACGACCCAGUGGCGUCGUUCUGCUGGAAGGCUGUUAUUGCGAUCGACUCAUCACCGCCAAAGGCAAAGAGCCGGAUAAACAGCACUGUUUCGCAAUAUCAUACAGGAGGGAGAACCAACGGCAAUACGAGCUAAAAGCGGCCACAGAGACGGACUGCAAAGCGUGGAUCGAUGCGAUACGAGAAGCUAGCUUCAACAAAUUGUUGCUACAAAAGGAGGAGCUCGAGCAGAAGCACCUGCACCUGUUGCAAAUCGUCGAGAGCGAGAAAACAGCCAAGUGGCAGUACACUCAGCAGUGCGAGGAAUUGGCGUCGGAGAUAAAAAAACUCCGAGCGGAGCUGUGCGCCUUGAAAAGGGAGCUGAGGCCUUCCGUGAUGCCGAUAUACGUCAACCGACCGGCGGUUCAGAGAACCAUGUCCCAAGGUACCGGAAGUUUAUACAGCACAUUCCAUCCAUUUGGCAACGACGCAGACGCUUCCCCCAGCUUUGCUCCCGGUUUACGUGAAAUCAGGGAGGACUCUAUUGAGAUGCAAAAAGUCAAGAAGGUCCAGAGCUUCUUCAGGGGUUGGCUGUGCCGACGGCGUUGGAAGCAGAUUGUCGAGCAGUACAUCAAGAGCCCGCACGCCGAGAGUAUGCGCAAGCGGAACAGCCUGGUAUUCCAAAUGGUGGAGGUCGAGGAGGAGUACACGGAGCAGAUGGAGAUUUUAGUAAGCUGUUUUCUGAGGCCUUUCAAGAUGGCUGCCAGUUCAAAAAAACCCCCAUGUAGUCACGAGGACGUGAAUAGCAUAUUUUUGAAUAGCGAAACCGUGCUGUUUCUCCAUCAAAUAUUCCUGAAGGGUCUCACCUCGCGUAUGGAGAGCUGGCCUACUUUAGUUUUAGGUGACUUGUUCGACAUGCUGCUACCGAUGUUAUCCAUAUAUCAAGAGUACGUGCGAAACCACCACUAUAGCCUUCAAGUGUUGACUGAGUGCAAGCAAUCGUCACCGUUCGUGGCGUUGCUCAAUAGGUUGGAGAACAAGACUGCCUGCCACGGACGAUCCCUGGAGACCUUUCUAACAUAUCCUAUGCAUCAGGUUCCAAGAUAUAUAAUUACUUUGUGCGAGUUAUUGGCGCAUACGCCGUACGAUCACGUGGAACGUAAGAGCCUCGAGCAUGCCAAGCAACAGCUGGAGGACCUCUCGAGGCAAAUGCACGACGAGGUCAGCGAGACUGAGAAUCUGAGAAAGAAUCUAGCAGUGGAGCGAAUGAUUAUCGAAGGAUGCGAUAUUUUACUGGACGUCAAUCAGGUCUUCGUCAGACAGGGUACGCUCAUACAACUUGUGGAUAAACCGCGUGGUGCGCGAAGCAGAUUAAGCGCUACAUUUGGCGGCAAAGCCGCGAGCGACAGGGAGGCUGUCAGACAGUGCUUUCUCUUCUCGAAUCAUCUGUUGCUCACGACUCGCCAGUCCGAUGACGACGGCCGUUUAAAUCUUGUUGCGCAGAUUGGCAAGAUACCCCUUUCCGACGCGGUGCUGAUUGAAGAUCCGAGCGAUCAGGGUGCCACAGAUGAUGAUGGACUGUCAGUAUGUUCGAUGUCAAGUGGCAUUAGCGAGAGUAGCGGAAGCGGUAGCGGCAGCGGGACUUCCCAGUUGCAGAAUCGCGACUUCAAGAUUAUACUCGAUAUAAAAUCCGGUGGACCGCAGGUGAUCGUUCACCUCGUGGCACCUACCAUGCAAGAAAAAGCAGCUUGGGUCAGUGAUAUUAGUCAAUGUAUGGACAACGUUCAUUUUAACGAUCUGCUCCACGGAUCGUUAUCGGACACCAGCUCCGUCACGAUGCCGCAGUCCAUCCGGAACGAUCCGAAGUUGUUCAAGGACGAUGUGGACAUCAGGUUCAGUCGGACUUUGAAUUCCUGCAAAAUACCGCAGAUUCGUUCCGCGACGCCCGAGCGGCUGUUGCAGCGACUGACCGACCUCCGGUUCCUCAGUAUCGAUUUUCUCAACACGUUUCUGCUGACGUACCGAGUGUUCACCGACGGCGUCACGGUGCUGGAGGCUCUCAAGAAAGUUUUCUACGAAGCCGAGCCGCCGGACGCGCAAAUACCCACCGGAUCCCUCGUAUCCUUAGACGUACUAGGAGCAAAUGCCAGCGAAACACAAUAUUUCGAAGACCGAAGAAAAAGUAACUUCUCACCGAGACGAACUAGCGGCGCGAGCUCAGUAUCAGGAUAUGGAUCAGAAGUGAGCGAUACCCGCGACGCGAAAUCUCAUGGGUCCUCUGACGCUAAUACAAGCGGAUACAAUUCAAAAACUCACUGGCGAUACAAAAAGCUGGAUGAAGAACAAUCGCUCGGACUCAUCUCCGAGGCCCCGAUCAUAAAACGCAGUCCAACGUCCAGUCCAUCCAGCUCGUCACAAUCUCCGGUUGUGUCACGAAAAAUCAGUAUUCGUGUGGAUCAGGACGGUGAAAACGACGGGUGUCAUCUAACGAUACCGAAAGUAAUAGCUGUGUCGUCCAGUUCUGAGACACUCACAGACGUUACAGCAAUCAGCGCACCAUCUUCGCCAAGCAACUUGAGCUCCGUGACGCUCAUCGGGUCGACGGAAUCCGGAUCCGGAUCCAGAUCCGGAUCCGCUUCCGGAUCGGAUCCAAGUCCUCAAGAGGGAGGUACUUACUCGCGUCGUGUCUCGGAUAUCGAAACACCAGUCACAACAUCAGAAGAGGAUGCAAGAGAAGUACAAUUUACUUAUGACGACAUACCGUCAUUAUCACAAUCGGUCGAGUCUGUCAAGUCGGACACGCCAAAAACGCCGAAAACGCCGAAAACGCCGAAAACACCGAAAACGUCGAAAUCACCGAAAUCACCGAAAACGCCGAAAUCACCGAAAACGCCGAAAACACCGAAAACGCCGAAAACGCCGGACACGUCAAGAACGCCGGAGACGCCGAAAACACCGAAAACACCGAAAACGCCUGUCUCUCCGUUUAUAAAGGAAACCAAGGAAAGUAAAGAAGAGCAGGCUACGCCGAACGGCGACGAGAGUGUAACCUCUUCUAAAUUGAUCAGUCAAUCGGCGCAGCAGAAUCAACAACAAUAUUCGGAGCAUAGGGCGUCGAUUGCUUCCGCGCCUGCAUCCACCGGGCCAAGGAGUGGCUCGGUCUCCACCAUAUCUGGCAAUUAUCGGGUGAGCAGACGGUCGAUGCAUGACGAGUGCUCCUCGCAGCAAAGCGGCUAUCAGCAUGACCCACAGGUUUCCAGUAAAGCCGGUGUGGUAAUAACCAGCUUUCGGCAGAGUCAUCGAAGCAUUGGACCUGAACCUAUCUGGAGCAGCACGUCCACGGCGGCGACCGCGUUUGCCAUCGCGACUUCCGCCUCGAGCAAUCCACCGGACAUAGGGCCGUCCUCCGGGAACGACAACAAUCGCGGCCGGGAUAGGAAUAGGCGGAAGGAGUCCGUGAUGUCGACCGCCGCGACGAUGAGAGUGCUGAACGUUCUGAGGCACUGGGUGUCCAAGCACGCCCAGGACUUCGAGAUGGAUCAGAAAUUGAAGAGCAUGACCAUCGAGUUCUUGGAGGAUAUCAAUUACAGUCCCAAUUUGUUGCCGGCUGAACACAAGGCAGCCACUCAACUUCUGCGAUUGAUUACCAAGGAAGAAACCGAGAGCAACAAGGUCGAUUUGAAGAAAUUGCUAACUCCCCCAUCAAUUCCAAGUAAGGAAAGCAUCGAGACAUUAUCUGCACUCGAGAUCGCGGAGCAGAUGACGUAUCUGGACCACCAUAUAUUCGUCUCUAUCUCCAGCGAAGAGUUUCUUGGACAAGCAUGGAUGAAAACGGAUAAGGCAACCCGCGCGCCCCAUAUUCUUCUUAUGACGAAGAGAUUCAACGAAGUGUCGCAACUGGUUGUUUCCGAGAUUAUUCGUCGCUCCAACAUGUCGGCCAGAGUUGCCGCAAUCGAGAAAUGGGCCGCGGUCGCUGACAUCAAUAGGGUUCUGCAUAAUUACAACGGCGUGCUGCAGAUUUGCGCGGCGUUCACAAACAGCAGCGUGUACAGGCUGAAGAAAACUUGGGACAAAGUUUCCAAAACGACAAAACAAACGAUAGAAAGAUUACAGCAUAUCGUCUCAUCUGACGGGCGCUUUAGAAAUUUGCGAGACGCCCUGCACCGAUGCGAUCCACCCUGUAUCCCUUAUUUAGGUCUUUACCUCACCGACCUCUCGUUUAUUGAAGAGGGUACUCCAAACGUUACCGAGGGUCUUUUGAAUUUCUCGAAAAUGCGAAUGAUUUCUCACGUAAUCCGCGAGAUACGGCAUUUUCAGCAAACUCCUUAUAAGAUCGAACUAGUCACUAAGGUAACCAACUAUCUAUUGGACACGUCGCUCUUGCUGAACGAGAAGGAUUUGUAUCGCAUGUCCUUGGACCUCGAACCCAGAACAUCCAGGUUGAGUAGUUCUACCUUAAUAGUAGAUCUACCCUCUUCGGUCAGCCACGUGUCUACAAAAUAAGUUCAUUUCGUCCCGAAAUUCUGUGUGAAACAACUCAACUCUACCUUCAUUUCACUAGAUAAGAAGAAUGGAUGAAAAAGAGAAGUCUAGGUUCGAAAAGAUAAACCAUUUGUUGCGACCGGCCGAUCGACGACGAUCGCGAAUGUGACUCGUCGUGCCAUCAGCCCCGUCCAUUUCUGUCCACCUUCGCUUGUAACGUAACGUCCGUUAACUUCUGUUGUUGUUUCAUUUUUAUCUAUCGCGACAUAUUUGCGCAAGAGUUAUAUAAAUAAGCUCAACAAUGAUCUCAUCGUCGCACAGAAUCGGCCUCUAAUUCGCAAAAGAAAAUUUAUCGUUAUUUAAUAAGUAUAUAACAGUAGCAGAAAAUUGUAGCGAAAUUAAUUGGAUUUGAAAGAAACUUUCGUGUAAUUAGAACUUGCUAUUGGGGUUGUCUUUCAAUUAUCUUCUCUUCCAUUAUUACUGCAGUUAAUAUUAUUUCUACUUAAAAUUUUAAGAUGAUAAAUGUCCUAUUUCUAUCCAAAGUUUGAAACGAACUGACAAAGAAAAUCGCAGAUUUUAACAAGAGCAUUUAAUAGUAACGUGUAUAGAUUCCAGAUCAAGCAUGACUCUGUACAUAAAAUCUGAUGAAGAUAAGAAUACAAAAUAUUAAUUAAUGUAGAAAGACUCUCUCGUAAUAACAUGAUUAUGCUUAAUCUCUCCGUGUCGUUGAUAAAGUAAUAAUCUUAUUCAGAAAUGUGGUCAGUUUGAUCUGCCCGAUAAAUGAUCCAUAUUUCACGGAAUACCCGAAUUUUUUACAAGAUAAAGGCUGUCGUUAACACCGGCUGAUCUCCGGUGAAGAUAACAAAGAGAACCAUCAUUGAUUUUAGUUUAGCUAAGCUCAAUCGAGCCAGUAUUAUUGUGCGAGGCGUAUGAGCAGUUCAAACAAGUACGUUUGAGAGAAUCGAUGAGAAGCGAAAAAGGGGUGAUGGGAAAUUAUAUUCUGACAAUCAAUAGCAUAACGAUUUUGCUGUUUUCCGUUUGUUCUAAUUAUUGCUGCGAGUAUCAAAGCAAAGAAACUCGCUUGUCAAACAGCUGAAAACCUUGAACCAUUAUUUUCUAAAAUAGUAUAAAAGUAUCGUAAUAUCUCAUUUUCGUUAAACAAUUUGUUUUGUUAACGUGUCUUGAAUUUUCGAUUCUAGUUCUGACCCGGAUAUUUAUUGUUAAAAUAACAUUUAUUAAUUCCAAAACAUGCAAAACUAUA
Messenger RNA from Temnothorax curvispinosus, 6677 nucleotides. RefSeq names its product ras-specific guanine nucleotide-releasing factor 1-like. Gene Ontology annotation, biological process: positive regulation of GTPase activity; Ras protein signal transduction. The transcript has 26 exons. Gene Ontology annotation, cellular component: plasma membrane. Gene Ontology annotation, molecular function: guanyl-nucleotide exchange factor activity; protein binding. The coding region runs from base 764 to 5437 and encodes 1557 amino acids. The record is from RefSeq and is a predicted model, not a curated record. Lineage: Eukaryota; Metazoa; Arthropoda; Insecta; Hymenoptera; Formicidae.